AUGGAGAGAGAUUUAAAAAAUAAAGUAGUUAUAGUCACUGGAGGAGCAGAUGGCAUAGGAUAUGCAAUUUGCGAGAAAUUCUUAAAAAGUGGAGCAAAAGCAGUUAUAAUUGUAGACAUAGAUGAUAAAAAAGGUUCUAAAGCUGUCAAAAAUCUUUCAAAACUUGGAAAUAAAUCGGUUUUCAUCAAAUGUGAUGUGACUAAAGAUUUGGAAGAAGUUUUCAAGAAGAUUCUAGAACAACAUAAUGCUGUUGAUGUUUUAGUAAAUAAUGCUGGUAUUGUUGAUGAAGUUUGUCCGAAAAGAACACUUGGACUCAACACAGUGGCUCUUAUAGAAUGGUCUAUGAAAUUGUAUGAGCAUAUGAGAAAAGAUAAAGGAGGUAAAGGCGGGACAAUUGUGAACAUAGCGUCCAUGUAUGGCGUCGUAGUGGAUCCAUUUCAGCCAAUUUAUAAAGCGUCAAAGUACGGCGUUAUUGGCUUCACCAGGACUUUGGGCCAUGAGUUGAAUUUUGAAAAAUUUGGUGUUAGAGUUGUUGCGGUUUGUCCAGGGUUUACAGAAACAGCAUUAACCGCAAGGCUUCCGGAGCAAGAAAUGCUUCUAGAUGUAAAAGAAGAGCUAAAUGAAGUUAUUGCAAAGAUGCCAUGGCAGAAACCUGACGCUGUAGGGAGAGCUACGGUGGAAAUAUUUGAAAAAGCUGACAGUGGUACAGUUUGGAGUAUUAUAGGCGAUGGUCCAGUGGAUUUGAUACCAGGUUGUGAAAUAUCUAUGUAGAUACCAAGAAAUUCUGGACAUGACACGUAAUACGUUAUACAUAUAUUGGUAAUAAAAAUUCUUUAUUCCACAAAGGAAAUACACAUAAAACACAAGUUACAAAGUACAUAUAUUAUACAACGGUGAGCUUAUCUCUUGAAGAUAUCUCUUCCAGGUAACCCUAGCCAUGGUGUAAAAAUGAAGUUUGCGAUAUUAAUUACUGUACAAUAAAAUUAAAAUUUAAAUGUGAAUAAAACAU
Messenger RNA from Hyposmocoma kahamanoa, 1009 nucleotides. RefSeq names its product 15-hydroxyprostaglandin dehydrogenase [NAD(+)]-like. NCBI's taxonomy places the organism in Eukaryota, Metazoa, Arthropoda, Insecta, Lepidoptera, Cosmopterigidae. The transcript has a single exon. The record is from RefSeq and is a predicted model, not a curated record. Gene Ontology annotation, cellular component: cytoplasm. The coding region runs from base 1 to 771 and encodes 256 amino acids. Gene Ontology annotation, molecular function: oxidoreductase activity, acting on the CH-OH group of donors, NAD or NADP as acceptor.